AUGAUGCUUUCGAAGGCAAUGAGUGUUUCACAAGUAAGUGAUGCUGCACUUACACUUGUGUAUGCGGUGCAGAGGAUAGAGUUACUUCGUGUCAAAAAUGACAACGUGCAGUUGAAAGCUAUCGAUUUUUUGGAACAGCUUAUUAAUGAAUAUUCACAAUUGUUGCGGGAUAAUACCAGAAAUUCUAGUGUAUUUCAAAUGGCUGCUCGUAAGACGGUUCAACCUCAGUUUGAGAACAAAAAAAAGAAACCAGUGAAGAAAGAAAAUCCGGUGACAAGACAGAGCAAACGCCAGAAGAAAAAACCAAAGGGUUUAAAAUUUGAAAAGUGA
This is a messenger RNA of Thelazia callipaeda (thelaziosis nematode), 330 nucleotides long. The record is from the annotation of a GenBank genome assembly. NCBI's taxonomy places the organism in Eukaryota, Metazoa, Nematoda, Chromadorea, Rhabditida, Thelaziidae.